UUGUAAUACGCCUUUACGCUGCGGAAAGUCGCUGUGUGUCACUCGUAACGAGUCAUAUUUGUAGUUCGCAGUGGUGUACAAUAUACUGUGACCGCGCGGUGUGGUGAACGUAGAAGAAUACCGGAAACGAAGGGACACAGUCACACCGGCAUGACGGGAUCUACUCUGGACGCGAGCACACUCUGCCUCUUUGAUGUUGACGGGACGCUUACGGCCCCGAGACAGCCUGUGACCCCACACAUGGCAGAGUUCCUGCAGAAGCUGAGGACUCGGGUUCGGGUCGGGGUGGUAGGAGGCUCGGACCUUGACAAGAUCAAAGAGCAGCUGGGAGACGAUGUGAUCCAGAACAUGGACUACGUGUUUGCUGAGAACGGCCUUGUGGCUUAUAAAAAUGGAACGUUACAUUCUGUCCAGUCCAUCCAGGCCCACAUGGGAGAAGAGCUAUUGCAGGAGUUCAUCAACUUUUCUCUCAGCUACAUGGCAAAGAUCAAACUGCCCAAGAAGAGGGGGACAUUUAUUGAAUUUCGUAACGGCAUGUUGAACGUCUCCCCAAUAGGACGCAGCUGCACACAGGAGGAGAGGACAGAGUUCUAUGUGCUGGAUCAGAAAGAGAAAAUCCGAGAGAAGUUUGUGUCCGUGUUGAAGGAAGAGUUCAGAGGGAAAGGCCUCACGUUUUCAAUUGGAGGCCAGAUCAGCUUUGACGUGUUUCCUGAUGGCUGGGAUAAGAGGUACUGUCUGGGGAUCGUCGAGCAGGACAACUACUCCAGCAUUCACUUCUUUGGAGACAAGACCAAACCUGGAGGAAACGACUACGAGAUUUUCUGUGACCCUCGAACUAUCGGUCACGAGGUCUCCCGUCCGGAGGAGACGCAGCAGUUGUGUCAGAACCUUUUCUUCUCCUGAGUGUUACUGAGUGUAUGAAUGAGGCCCAGGGAUGCAGACAUUUAUUUUUCAGAUAAGUGAUGUUUGCAGCAGCAGUGUCGCUGCAGUGUGUGGAGAUAUGACGGCAGUGUCAUGUUUUAAACGUGAUGUUUAACAGGCUUGAUAAUUUUCUAAACACGGUUCUUAACCUCCACUACUGACGAGUCACCUUACACCUGUUUUUACCUCGAUGUAGCCUGGAUUUGCUGAUUCAGUCAUCAUGCAACCUAUCACCUCUACUGUACAAAACCAUUCAUGUCAAAUGAACUCGAUUGUUUUAUAAAUGUCACCUAAUGUACAGAUCUGACACAACCAAUGCACCUUAUGAGACAUGGCAACAUCAUGGCUCCUAUGAGUAGAGGUUUUACCCUGUACAGCACUUAAAUCCUUAAUUUACCUGUCAUACUGAACAGCGGAAAAUAAAACAUGGGAACAACU
Messenger RNA from Betta splendens (Siamese fighting fish), 1359 nucleotides. RefSeq names its product phosphomannomutase 2 (gene pmm2). Gene Ontology annotation, biological process: GDP-mannose biosynthetic process; protein N-linked glycosylation; mannose metabolic process. The transcript is spliced from 8 exons. The record is from RefSeq and is a predicted model, not a curated record. Gene Ontology annotation, molecular function: phosphomannomutase activity. Gene Ontology annotation, cellular component: cytosol. Lineage: Eukaryota; Metazoa; Chordata; Actinopteri; Anabantiformes; Osphronemidae. The coding region runs from base 151 to 903 and encodes 250 amino acids.